UCCAUAAAGUUCUAUAAACAUCACACAUAAUGGGAAGUCAAUUUUAUAAAACACAAGAAAUUGCUGCAACUCUCAACAUGCUCUAAAUUUUCUGAAGCCUUUGAAUUUCUCUCUUAUAAUGGAUAGCAAUCCAAGAAACUGGAGAUGCGCAAGUAAAAGCCACUUGUUUGUAAUUUUUGCCCUUCUUUUACUCCAAAACUGUCUUAUCAUUUGUGAGAUAUUUGCUGAGGCAGAGAAUAGUGUUCACAUCGUGUAUAUGGGAGAUAAGAUAUAUGAUGAUCCAAAAACUACAAAAAAGUAUCACCACAAAAUGCUAACUUCAUUGUUAGGAAGCAAAGAAGCAGCAAAAACCUCAAUUCUUUACAGCUAUAAGCACGGGUUUUCUGGGUUUGCUGCAAGAUUGACAAAAUCUCAGGCAGAAGAAAUUGCAAAGUUUCCGGGUGUUGUCCAUGUCAUUCCAAAUCGUAUUCUCAAACUCCAUACAACCAGAAGCUGGGACUUUAUUGGGAUUAGCCACCCCUUCUCAAGAACUGCUUCUACAGGAAGCAGCUUCGGUCAAGGAACCAUCAUAGGUGUCAUAGACUCAGGAAUCUGGCCUGAGUCUGAAAGUUUUAACGACGAAGCAAUGGGUCCCAUCCCGCCACGAUGGAAAGGCAUUUGCCAAGGCGGACAGAACUUCAAUUCCACCAACUGCAACAAGAAGAUAAUUGGCGCUCGAUGGUUUGCAAAAGGAAUACCAAACCAGACUAAGAAGCUCAUCCAUUCAAAUAACAGCAAUGAAUUUCUCUCAGCAAGAGAUGGUGUUGGUCAUGGCACUCAUACCGCUUCAACAGCAGCAGGGUAUUUUGUAGGAAAAGCAAAUUAUAGCGGACUUGCAAGUGGUUUAGCCAGAGGAGGUGCCCCUUUGGCUCACUUAGCAAUCUACAAAGCUUGCUGGGGCAUGCCUGUUGGAGGUUGCACAGAUGCUGAUGUCCUAAAAGCUUUUGACAAGGCUAUACAAGAUGGAGUAGAUGUCUUGUCUAUUUCUCUAGGCAUUGAUGUUCCUUUGUUCUCAUAUGUUGAUCAACGUGAUACAAUAUCCAUCGGUUCCUUUCAUGCAAUUGCCAAGGGAAUCACAGUUGUUUGUUCUGCUGGGAAUGAUGGCCCCAAAUCACAAACCAUUACAAAUACUGCACCUUGGCUAAUUACAGUUGCAGCCACCACAAUAGACAGGGGAUUUCCAUCAGCCAUUACUCUAGGAAAUAACCACACAUUCUGGGGACAGUCCAUAGAUACUGGGGAACGUGAUAUUGGAUUUGUAGGGCUUACAUACUCUGAACGCAUAGCGCUAGAUCCAAAAGAUGAUUUGGCCAAGGACUGCCAGCCUGGAAGUCUGAAUGCAACAGUAGCAGCAGGCAAAAUUGUUCUAUGCCUCUCGGAAUCAGACCAACAGAAUAUCCUUUCUGCAUCAAUCACAGUACAAAAGGCAGGUGGAGUUGGACUAAUAUAUGCGCAAUUUCAUGAGGAUGGGCUCAGCAAAUGCGGUUUGAUUCCAUGUAUUAAAGUAGAUUAUGAAGUCGGAACACAAAUCAUAUCCUACAUCAGAAGGGCAAGGUUCCCAACUGCAAAACUGAGUUUGCCAAAGACCGUUAUUGGAAAAUGGGCAUCUCCUCGAGUAGCGUCUUUCUCAUCUAGAGGACCAAGUACCAUAUCUCCAACCGUGCUGAAGCCUGACAUAGCUGCACCAGGUGUGGACAUUUUAGCUGCAUAUCCGCCAAAAGCCAGGACGCCAAACAGUGGAUUUGCCUUCUUAUCUGGAACUUCAAUGUCUUGUCCUCAUGUAGCAGGAAUAGCAGCUCUCCUCAAAUCAAAACACCCAACAUGGUCACCUGCAGCAAUAAGAUCAGCUCUUGUAACAACAGCUUCUCAGACUGCAACUGAUGGAGACGUUAUAUCUGAAGAGGGUUCUACUCGUAAAGCAGCUGAUCCAUUUGACAUAGGGGGUGGACUAGUGAACCCUAACAAAGCCAUUGAUCCAGGGCUCCUAUAUGACGUUAAGUCCCAGGAAUAUAUUCAGUUCCUCUGUUCUCUGAGCUAUAGCAGUGGAUCAAUCAGCAGAAUCACCAAAACAAUCAGAAGCUGUGGAAAAGAGAAAAAUCCAGGACUGAACCUGAAUCUUCCCUCUAUAUCAAUUCCAAAUCUGAAAAAGACAGUAACAGUAACGAGAACGGUGACAAAUGUGGGAAAUGUAACUGCAGCCUAUAAAGCUAUAGUGAAGGCUCCAUAUGGCACAAAAGUUAGAGUUAAACCUCAACUUUUGAGCUUCACUUCAGCAACCCCAGUUCUUUCGUACAAUGUCACUUUUGUGUCAACCCAAAAGUUGACUGGAGAUUACAAAUUCGGGAGCUUAAUAUGGACAGACGGCAAGCAUUUCGUCAGGAUCCCGAUCGCAGUGCGGACCAUAAAAUUUGAAUCCUAUGCAGAUUUGUAGGCUUUUAUGUAUCCAUGAAAUUGAAUUACAACUAGUAAAGUUGAUGUUUUCAGUCUGUUGAAUAAUACCGGCGGCAAACGUGUGUAACAGCAAACUCCCGACUGGUUGCUUGAGUCGUACCCAGAAGGACACUGUCCUUAAGAACUAUUUCGGCACACCCUCAGACGGCCGGCAAUUCCCCAGGAUUAAACAAGCACUUCCUCGGUGGAACGAGGGAACAGAACAACGGAGACCAAACGUAAAGGAACCCACUACCUCUUGAACUCGCGCGCAGGGGGGGCGAAUCGGCUGAUUUCAACUGCGAUUGCCCUGAGUUGGCCUGUCUCAUGUGCGCGAGGCCACUUUUCUUCCAAGCCCAUUUUACUAGCCCACUUCAUUCCUUAGUAUAUAUACACUAGGAGAGUCUUUCUUUUAAUCAAUGUGGGACUUUGACACACACACACUUUUGACACACAUACAACACAGUCUUGCUAAGCUACUGACCCAGACCUUCAAAUGUAUUCACUUGGAAGAAAUCGAACUAGAAAGUAAUUCAAGCACAAUGCUUCUUUCAAAUAGGGAAGGAAAAUCCUGAUCCACUGAUCCAGCAUUUAGGGUCGUCAAGUAAAUAAAACGGUUCUUUCUCUCCAUAUUCUAUUUUGAUAUUUUCAUGAUGCGAUUGUACUGAACUACUUAGGCAGGGGCUAGAGUGCUGGCACCCAGGAAUCGAAAACAUGAAGACAUAUCAA
Molecule: messenger RNA, 3198 nt
Organism: Prosopis cineraria
Lineage: Eukaryota; Viridiplantae; Streptophyta; Magnoliopsida; Fabales; Fabaceae
Product: subtilisin-like protease SBT3.9
Exons: 10
Coding region: 119-2470 (783 amino acids)
Biological process (GO): proteolysis
Molecular function (GO): serine-type endopeptidase activity
Source: RefSeq, a predicted model, not a curated record